CGUGACUCGCGUGUGUGCACUCCUGAGCUAGUUAUCCACGUCGAGGUACAGAGCGAGAGGAAGCAGAGAGAGAGAGAGAGAGAGAAUGGAAGCCAAGAACCAAGGAGGAGGAGCUGGCACCACCAAGCGCCCCACGCCGCCACCGCUGCCGCUGUCGGUGCGGCUCCAGGUGACCGGGCUCACGGCGGCCAUCGACGCUGUGGAGCGCCGCGACGGGACGGUCAACCGCUGCCUCUACUCCGUCAUCGACCGCCUCCUCAGCGCGCGCCCCAACCCGCGCCCGGACAAGUCCGGCGUCCGUUCCUUCGACGUCACCAUGGACGCCUCGCGCGGCAUCUGGGCGCGCGUCUUCGCUCCCGCCGCGGCGGAGCACCCGCUCCCCGUGAUCGUGUACUACCACGGCGGCGGCUUCGCGCUCUUCUCCCCGGCCAUCGGCCCCUUCAACGGCGUGUGCCGGCGAUUCUGUAGCCAGAUCGGCGCCGUCGUCGUCUCCGUCAACUACCGGCUCGCGCCCGAGCACCGGUACCCCGCCGCGUACGACGACGGCGUCGACGCGCUCCGGUUCAUCGACGCGAACGGCAUCCCGGGGCUCGGCGCCGACGUGCCCGUCGACCUCGCCAGCUGCUUCCUCGCCGGGGAGAGCGCCGGCGGCAACAUCGUCCACCAUGUGGCCAACCGCUGGGCGACUGAGUGGCAGCCGUCCGCCAAGAACCUCCGAGUAGCCGGGAUCUUCCCCGUGCAGCCCUACUUCGGCGGCGAGGAGCGGACAGAGUCGGAACUGAGGUUGGAGGGCGUGGCGCCGGUGGUGAACCUCCGGCGGUCCGACUUCUCGUGGAAGGCGUUCCUGCCCGUGGGCGCGAACCGCGACCACCCGGCGGCGCACGUGACCGACGAGAACGCGGACCUGGCGGAGGAGUUCCCGCCGACGAUGGUGGUGAUCGGCGGGUUCGACCCGCUGAUGGACUGGCAACAGCGGUACGCCGACGUGCUGCGGCGUAAGGGGAAGAAGGUGCAGGUGGCGGAGUUCCCGGACGCGUUCCACGGGUUCUACGGCUUCCCGGAGCUCGCCGACGCCAACAAGGUCUUGCAGGACAUGAAGGCGUUCGUCGAGAGCAACAGAGCCACGCCAAAGUCCACCUCGUCCUGAAAAUAAUACGUCAAUUGUAAAAUGGUUGAUGUACUGUCAAAAAAAAGUUAUCUUGCACUUUCAUGUGAUGUUUUUUUUUCUCUUUUUUGCAUUAUGUGUACAUUUUUGUGGCGAGGUGUGUACAUUGUUGAUGUCGUCCCAGUCGAUGUAGUGUCAAAAGACUCAAAAGUGAUGUUUUAAUACUAGGUCAUAUUUGUUUU
Molecule: messenger RNA, 1347 nt
Organism: Phragmites australis (common reed)
Lineage: Eukaryota; Viridiplantae; Streptophyta; Magnoliopsida; Poales; Poaceae
Product: probable carboxylesterase 18
Exons: 1
Coding region: 86-1147 (353 amino acids)
Molecular function (GO): hydrolase activity
Source: RefSeq, a predicted model, not a curated record